Punica granatum (pomegranate) is the source of this 4379-nucleotide messenger RNA. NCBI's taxonomy places the organism in Eukaryota, Viridiplantae, Streptophyta, Magnoliopsida, Myrtales, Lythraceae. The record is from RefSeq and is a predicted model, not a curated record.
GGCUGGGGCCGACAGAGCCACGGCACCUCCUUCCUCCCGCCACGGUUGUUCCUGAGCUGUGAUCUCUUGCAGAUUCAAGAGACAGAGAGAGAAAGCUCGGCUCUUCCCUCCAUCCGUCCUUUCCUCCGGCCACCGGUAACCUAAUCCGAUAACUUCCUACGCGAGAAGCUCCUCCUCGAAUUAGUUCUCUAAUCAGGGAGAAUCAUCGGAGUCGAGACUGGGAGGCGAACGAGCUUUUGAGCUUUGGGGUAGAGGAAAUGAUGAAUGAAUCAAACAGACAGAGCAGUUAUGUAUGAAAAUCUAGUUCGAGGUUGACAAUCUGUCUCGUCGGUACAGUCUCCUGGUGUUGGUGUCGGUGGCUUUUCCUUCUGUAAAUUCUUCAACGCUCCAUUUCUGUUUGGGAUUUCCUGUUCUCCCUUUCCGUUGCGUGGAAGUAGUUCUGCGCGGAAACUGUGGGAGAAACGUGGGUUAUUCUGUUCCCCGAUGAGAUAAAACGGUGUUGUGAGGGACCUCCUAGUCCUGGCCUUAUCCGUACUCUUUCUGGUGCUAUUGUGGCGGAUGGCCGUGGUCUUCGUUCAAGAUUAUUGAUUAAGCUAGGAUUUUUCGUUGGUUGGUGCAGUGAAUAUUCCCAUAAUCGUGGAUUUGCAUCAGCCCUGAAGUGUUUCGAAGCUCGAGUUGCUUUCUGUAUUAGGGGGAGGUUGGGGUGAGAUUUGUUUGUUCUCCUCCUUGUUCUUGAUAGCAUGAGUUCGAGUGUGAGUGAUGGUUCGAACCACGGGGGCAAGCUUCUUGUCCACAUUUCUGAAAAUGGGCACUCAUUUGAGGUUGAAUGUGAUGAGACCACACCGACUGAUGCCAUUAUGCGGUUUGUCCAGUCAAUGUCUGGGAUUGACUUCAAUGACCAGCUGGUCCUUUGCUCGGAAAUGAAGCUUGAGCCACAGCGGCCGCUUUCAGCCUAUAAGCUUCCGUCUGAUGACCGGGAAGUGUUCAUUUUCAAUAAAGCAAGGCUGCAAAGCAAUUCUCCUCCGCCUCCGUUUGAGAGAGUCGAGACUCUUGAAGUCGCGGACCCACCAUCACCAUCCUCAUCACAUAAGCCCCACCCAUUAGAUGAUGCCCUGGACCCCGCUCUAAAGGCUUUGCCUUCGUACGAGCGGCAAUUCCGUCACCAUUAUCACUGUGGGAAUUCAAUUUACAGUAGAAGUCAGUUAAGAUACGAGACUUGCCAGAGGCUUUACAGGGAGCAGAAGGUGCAAGAGAGGGCCUUGGAGGUUGCAAGAGCCAACCUUGAACAGUACUACAGGAUUAUUAACCAAAAUUUCACGGAAUUCAUGAAGCGCUAUUUGCAGCAGCACAGGGUUCAUUUCGAUCUUCUAUCUAACUUCCGGCGGGAUAUGGAUAGGCUGCAAUCAGUCAAGCUUCAUCCUGCCUUACAGAUGCCCACUUGCAAGUGUUUGCUGGAUCUUGUGAAGGAAGAGAACCUCCAGAAGGCAGCGGAGAACUGUGAAAAUUCCCACAGGCAGUUUGAAAAUAAGGUUUCUCAGUUUAAGCAGAUGUUUGUUGAAGUCAAGCGCAGGGUUGAGGAUGUACUUGCCAGCAAAACCUGCUUGCCUAUUAACUUGGAACUAUCAAUCCGACAGCAUCAUCAAUAUAUCAAUGAACAGAGGAGCAUCAUGCAGUCUCUCAGCAAAGAUGUCGACACAGUGAAGAAACUGGUAGAUGAUUGUCUUUCAGGCCAUUUGUCCUCUUCACUUCGACCUCAUGAUGCUGUUUCAGCUUUGGGUCCCAUGUAUGAUGUCCAUGAUAAAAAUCAUCUGCCUACAAUGAAGGCCUGUGACCGUGCUUUGUAUAAGCUGCUUAAUUUUUGCAAGGACAAGAAGAAUGAAAUGAACAUCUUCGUGCACAAUUACGUGCAGAGGAUUACAUAUGUAUCUAGCUUGAUCAAAGAUGCCAGGUUGCAGUUUCCAGUUUUCAGAGAGGCAAUGGUGCGUCAAGAUGAUCUCUUCAUGGAAUUGAAGUUGGUCCGUGGGAUUGGACCUGCUUAUAGAGCCUGUCUUGCUGAAAUAGUUCGCAGAAAGGCGUCCAUGAAACUUUACAUGGGGCUAGCUGGUCAGCUGGCUGAAAGGCUUGCAAUAAAGAGGGAAGCUGAGGUCAGUAGACGGGAGGAGUUCUUGAAGGAGCAGAGCUCAUUCAUACCUGCAGAUAUAUUAGCAUCCAUGGGAUUGUUUGAUACACCUAACCAGUGUGAUGUCAACAUUGCUCCUUUUGAUACUAAUUUACUUGAUAUUGACAUUCAAGACCUUGAUCUAUAUGCGCCUGACUAUUUUACUGGAAUUCCCUCUAAGUUGGAGAAGCAGGGGAGCUUAAAGGGUUCACUUAUCGUCUCAAGUGACUCCCCUCGUUCGGCAGAAUCUGCAGAGCUUGCUGGGGGAUCCUUAGACCUUCAGAACUUCGAUGAGCUCCUUGAAGGCUCUGAACUGGUAGAGGUUGCUGGGACUUGCAAAAUGGAGGUUGAGAAUGCAAAACUAAAAGCUGAAUAUGCUUCAGCAGUAGCUCUUAUAUGUUCAAUCUCUCCUCUUGUUGAUUAUGAGUCCCUGGAUGAUAGUAAAGUGGAGUCUGCAUUAAAGAAUGCUGCAGAGAAGACAUCUGAAGCCUUGCAUUUGAAAGAUGAAUAUGCCAAACAUCUCAACAAUAUGCUAAAGAUGAAGCAGAUGCAGUGUCUCUCCUACGAGAAGCGCAUUCAUGAAUUGGAGCAGAAACUGUCUCAGGUAUAUUUGCAAGAUCCGAAGCCUUCAAGCAGUGAGGAUGCAGCUGAACCUCCUGUAACAGCAAUUGAUUGCAACAGGUCAGGUGGCAGUGAAAUUCACAUGCCUUGUAUAUAUACUAGUGAGUCCAUGGAUGAGGUCUCUUGCGUUUCAGAUUCAGUGGAUAGGAAGUCGUGUAAUUAUAAUAGACAGCUAGAUGAACCUGAAGGAGGGCUUGGCAAUAUGAUGGACUCCCCUACUUUGGAUUUUCCACUUAAUUCAUUGUUGCUGGAGCGGCCUCACAAUGAGCUGUGUGCGGAUGAUGACGGGGAGAAAGAUAACAAGAUUAUGGGACAGUCGGGCUUGUCCCGCAUUUCUAGUGCCCAUAGUAUGAAUGAACGCAUUGCUGUGCCUUGUGGGCCAGUUGCUGUUACCAUCAUGGAUUCUGAAAUCAAUGAUGCUCGUGUGCUGGAAUUGCAAAAUUCCCUCGCUGGGAAGUCGAGUCAGCUCAGUGAAACGGAAAGCAGAUUCAAAGCAGCCAUGGAAGAGAUUGCUUUGCUUAGGAAGGAGUUGGAAGUGAAUCAGAAGCUUCUUGGUGAAUCUCAGAUGAAUUGCGCUCACCUUGAGAACUGCUUGCAUGAAGCAAGAGAAGAAGCACAAACCCAUCUUUGUGCAGCCAAUCGAAGAGCUUCAGAAUACAGCGCACUUCGGGCAUCCGCUGUGAAAAUGUGCACUCUCUUUGAGAGACUGCGGACCUGUCUUUACAAUUCUGGGGGUAUCGUGGAUUUUGCCGAUUCCCUGCAGGCGCUGGCUCAAUCUCUGCACCAUUCGAUGAGCGAAAAAGAAGAUGAUGGUAGUGCUGAGCUCCAAAAGUGUAUCCAGAUUCUUGCAGACAGAGUUGGUUUCUUGUCAAUGCAUCGGGACGAGCAGCCUGACAAGUUCCCAAAGCUCGAAGCUGCAAAUGAACAGCUCAGGAAGGAAUUGGAAGACAAGAAAGAGAUGAUCAAGGCUCUAUAUACAAAGCACCAGUUAGAGAAGCAGGCAAAGAAGGAAAAGAUAUCGUUUGGCCACCUUGAAGUCCACGAGAUAGCUGCCUUUGUGCUCAACUCUUGGGGUCAGUACGUGGCAAUAAAUAGGAAUAGCUCUAACUAUUAUUUGUCCGCCGAGUCUGUGGCCUUAUUCACGGACCAUCUUCAGAGCCGACCCAGUUACAUUGUCGGUCUAAUCGUCCACAUAGAGCGGCGAGUCGUGAAGCCAUCAUCAGCCCCGAGGUCCAACAAGAAAGAUAGGACGGCAUCGGAUGCGGAGAUUGAGAAGUUGGCUCUGAGUUUGGGAUUCGCGCCAAGCCUGUCCGAUCUCCCGAUUGACUCUGAAUAUUUUGUAGUCACGGUGGCAAUGUUACCGGGUACUUCCACCCCAGUCUCACCUGCUCAAGCUUCCUGAUCCCCCUUUUGCUUUCUUCUUCUGGCAGACAUGCAUGAUGGAGGGAAAUGUGUACAUAUUAUUUUCUAAUUAUAUUUUUGUACAUAUAUAUUGUCUGUGCAGUUUGAUGACCCGAGACCUGAUUCAGUUUCAUUCUCUUUUUUUUUUUCUUUUUAUUUAAAAUUUGCUUCUUCAUAAAGCCGUAAUAUUAAUGAUUCA